AUGUCUUCCGUGAACCAGGUAUAUAUAGCUGUUAUAGGAGCCGGCGGCGUAGGCCGCCACUUCCUCUCCCAGCUCUCAGUUCUCAGUCACAAAGUCCCCAACAUCUCCCUCGUCCUCAUCUCCCGCUCCACCAAAAGCCUCCGCGCCUCCCACCGCACCACCCCCCUCUCCCUCGAGACGUGGGAAAAAGACCUCGAAGCAUCCACCUCGCCCGCCCUCACAGUCGACCAGACUCUCAAGUUCCUACAAGAACUCCCCGACAAGCGCGUCCUAAUUGACAACACCAGCAGCCAAGACGUCGCCGACGCUUAUCCCGCGUUUUUGAACCACGGCAUCAGCAUUGUGACGCCCAACAAGAAAGCUUUCUCCAGCACCCUCGACCUCUGGCAUUCCAUCCACGAGUCUUCCUACCGCCCGUACGAUCCUUAUCUCGGCCGCGGCCUACUGUAUCAUGAAUCCUCCGUCGGCGCCGGCCUCCCCAUCAUCUCCACCCUCAAAGACCUCAUCGACACCGGCGACACCGUCCGCCGCAUCGAGGGCGUCUUCUCCGGCACCAUGAGCUUCCUCUUCAACAACUUCGCGCCCGUGGACGGCAAAGGCGGCAAAUGGAGCGCGGAAGUCCGAAAGGCGAAGGAGGCAGGCUUCACCGAACCGGACCCCCGCGACGAUCUCAACGGCGUCGAUGUAGCGCGGAAACUGGUGAUUCUCGCGAGGCUGGUGGGGUUGCAGGUUCAGAGCACGGAGAGCUUCCCCGUGCAGUCGCUUAUUCCGGUGGAGCUGGAAGGGGCGGAGAGCGGAGAGGUGUUCAUGGAACGGUUGGGCGAGUUCGACAAGCAGAUGGACGAGGUGAAGAAUGAAGCUGUGCUUGAGGGAAAAGUGGUGAGGUUCGUGGGCAGCGUGGAUGUGGGGAGGAGGGCGCUGAAGGUGGGGCUGGAGAAGCUGGACAAGGCCCAUCCGAUUGCGGGACUCGAGGGGAGCGAUAAUAUUGUCAGCUUCUAUACGGAGAGCGCCGGCGGCGCCGUCACCGCCAUGGGCGUCACGGCCGAUUUGAUCAAAGUCAUCCAGCGCGUCUCGUAG
This is a messenger RNA of Letharia lupina, 1077 nucleotides long. RefSeq lists its product as uncharacterized. The record is from RefSeq and is a predicted model, not a curated record. Gene Ontology annotation, molecular function: homoserine dehydrogenase activity; NADP binding; aspartate kinase activity. The coding region runs from base 1 to 1077 and encodes 358 amino acids. Lineage: Eukaryota; Fungi; Ascomycota; Lecanoromycetes; Lecanorales; Parmeliaceae. The transcript is spliced from 3 exons. Gene Ontology annotation, biological process: L-homoserine biosynthetic process; aspartate family amino acid biosynthetic process.